Juglans microcarpa x Juglans regia is the source of this 2843-nucleotide messenger RNA. RefSeq names its product potassium transporter 8-like. Gene Ontology annotation, cellular component: membrane. Gene Ontology annotation, molecular function: potassium ion transmembrane transporter activity. The transcript has 9 exons. Gene Ontology annotation, biological process: potassium ion transmembrane transport. The record is from RefSeq and is a predicted model, not a curated record. NCBI's taxonomy places the organism in Eukaryota, Viridiplantae, Streptophyta, Magnoliopsida, Fagales, Juglandaceae. The coding region runs from base 357 to 2681 and encodes 774 amino acids.
CCGAAAAGUAUGUUAUCUUUCAGUGAAUGCCAAGUGGAGGAAGAUGGCAACCUCUCCAAAAGAAUCCAUCUAGAAUUUGAACCAAACCAAAGCAAAGCAAGCAGAGGACCCAGAAGACACCUGUAUUCAGUAAAAAACAACACCCCCUCGUAUUUGUAGCUCCAAUUCCACCCACCUACUUGUUGCGAUACCAUUCUCUCUAGAAGUUCUUGGUGUUUCGUGUUUAUUCUUGAUUUGUUGUCUUCGUUGGUUAGCUUCUUUAAACUGGGGAGGGUUAUGAACUUAUCUGGGUUCGUCUUCACUUUCCUUCAACUUGUUCGAAGAAUGUACUCUCUCUGAUUCUAAGGCAGCCCAGCAUGGAUUUGGAGGGUGAAAUCCGUAGCCAGCCAAUCAAGAAGGACUCGUGGAAGACUCUUUUAACAUUGGCUUAUCAGAGCUUAGGUGUUGUCUAUGGAGAUUUAAGUACUUCUCCAUUAUAUGUAUACAAGAGCACUUUUGCUGAGGAUAUUACGCAUUCAGAUACGAAUGAGGAAAUAUAUGGGGUUUUGUCUUUUGUGUUCUGGACAAUUACGCUGGUGCCGCUGCUCAAGUACGUGUUUAUUGUGCUUAGAGCUGAUGAUAAUGGUGAAGGUGGGACUUUUGCUCUGUAUUCAUUGCUAUGCCGGCACGCCCGAGUCAGCGCAUUGCCCAAUUGCCAGCUUGCUGACGAGGAGCUAUCGGAGUACACAAAAGACGGAGUUGAAUCCAACGAUGGAAAUAUUGGGCGGAGACUAAAAUCGACAUUGGAGAAGCAUAAAGUGUUGCAAAGGUUACUGCUUGUUCUGGCUUUGAUUGGGACUUGUAUGGUUAUUGGGGAUGGGGUCCUUACACCAGCAAUUUCUGUGUUUUCGGCUGUGUCCGGGCUGGAGCUUUCCAUGUCAAAAGAGCACCACCGAUAUGUUGAAGUCCCAGUUGCUUGUAUCAUACUGGUAUUUUUGUUUGCUCUCCAACAUUACGGGACACAUCGGGUAGGGUUCCUCUUUGCACCUGUCGUGAUUACGUGGCUUUUAUGCAUCAGUGCUAUUGGUGUGUAUAAUAUCUUCCACUGGAAUCCCCAUGUUUAUCAAGCACUCUCUCCAUACUACAUGUACAAAUUUUUGAAGAAGACACAAAGGGGAGGGUGGAUGUCCUUGGGUGGGAUUCUUUUAUGUAUAACAGGCUCGGAAGCUAUGUUUGCUGAUCUUGGACAUUUUUCACAGUUGUCUAUUAAGAUUGCUUUCACUUGUAUGGUGUACCCAUCCUUAAUCCUAGCAUAUAUGGGACAAGCUGCUUAUCUUUCUAAGCAUCAUGCUAUUGAAAGUCACUAUCGGAUUGGAUUCUAUGUCUCAGUACCUGAGAAAAUAAGAUGGCCUGUUCUGGGAAUAGCCAUACUUGCAGCCGUGGUGGGAAGCCAAGCCAUCAUUACUGGGACUUUCUCUAUUAUCAAGCAGUGCUCUGCUUUGGGUUGCUUUCCAAGGGUCAAAAUUGUCCACACAUCAUCUAAAAUACAUGGACAAAUUUAUAUCCCGGAGAUCAAUUGGACCUUAAUGCUGUUAUGCCUGGCUGUUACCAUUGGCUUUAGGGACACAAAACGCAUGGGUAAUGCAGCAGGUUUGGCAGUUAUAACCGUUAUGCUGGUAACCACCUGCCUGAUGUCUCUAGUCAUAGUCCUUUGCUGGCACAGAAGCAUCUUCCUAGCCGUUUGCUUUAUAUUCUUCUUUGGCUCCAUUGAAGCACUCUACUUUUCAGCGUCCCUCAUCAAGUUCCGUGAAGGAGCAUGGGUCCCCAUUGCCCUCUCAUUUAUCUUCUUAAUUGUCAUGUAUGUUUGGCAUUAUGGCACACUCAAGAAAUAUGAGUUUGAUGUUCAAAAUAAGGUAUCCAUCAACUGGCUCCUCAGUCUUGGUCCCAGCCUUGGAAUUGUUCGGGUCAAGGGGAUUGGACUUAUACAUACAGAGCUAGUUUCUGGGAUCCCAGCUAUUUUCUCUCACUUUGUCACCAAUCUCCCAGCUUUCCACCAGGUUGUAGUAUUCCUCUGCAUCAAAUCUGUUCCAGUGCCACAUGUCAGGCCCGGCGAAAGGUUCUUGGUCGGAAGAGUUGGUCCAAGGGAGUAUCGGCUCUAUAGAUGCAUAGCACGGUAUGGCUAUCGUGAUGUUCGAAAAGAUGACAAUGAGCUUGAAAAAGAUCUUGUUUGUAGUAUUGCAGAAUUUAUCCGGUCAGAGGGACCGGCAUACGAUGUGGGAACAGAAGAUGUGGAGAAUGAUGAAAAGAUGACAGUUGUGGGGACUUCAUCAUCGAACGUUGAAGGUAUAAGAGUGUGUGAAGAUGAUGGAAACGUUGGAGAAAUGGCAGGUACUUCAGAGUUGAGGGAAAUUAACUCCCCAAAAAGGGUUAGGAAGAGAGUGAGAUUUGUUGUGCCAAAGAGUCCACAAAUUGAUAUAGAUGCACGUGAGGAGCUGCGGGAACUGAUGGACGCUAGGGAGGCAGGAAUGGCAUUUAUUAUGGGGCAUUCAUAUGUGAGAGCAAAGAAAGGGUCCAGUUUCAUGAAGAAAGUCGUGAUUAAUCUUGGCUAUGAUUUCUUGAGGAGAAACUUCAGAGAACCAACUUUUGCUUUGAACAUUCCUUAUGCAUCCACUCUAGAGGUCGGGAUGGUCUACCAUGUUUAACCACGAGUGUAGCUUUGUAUUUUGCGUUUUCAGCAUCUGUGUCAUUGUAAAUGGUGUAUCGAAGUUUCUUUUUGUUUUUCUCCUCUUUUUGAAUGCUUAUUCAAGAUGAAUUUACAGAGCAAACAGGCACAAAGUGCUUAUGGAGCUGAGGUUUGAUCUGCA